Messenger RNA from Oxyura jamaicensis (ruddy duck), 3537 nucleotides. It is a transcript of the gene IVD, whose product is annotated as isovaleryl-CoA dehydrogenase. Gene Ontology annotation, biological process: L-leucine catabolic process. The transcript is spliced from 12 exons. Bases 42 to 1310 code for a protein of 422 amino acids. NCBI's taxonomy places the organism in Eukaryota, Metazoa, Chordata, Aves, Anseriformes, Anatidae. Gene Ontology annotation, cellular component: mitochondrion. The record is from RefSeq and is a predicted model, not a curated record. Gene Ontology annotation, molecular function: 3-methylbutanoyl-CoA dehydrogenase activity; flavin adenine dinucleotide binding.
CCGGGCCACGCUUGCGCACCGGGGCCGGCGGGGGGGCAACGAUGGCGGCGGCGGCGCUGCGGAGAGCGGCCGUGACAGCGGGCGGCGCGGGGCGGCGCCGAGCGCUGGGGUGGCCGCGGCGGGGCUGCGCCGGGCUGGCGGUGGACGACGCCGUCAACGGGCUGAGCGACGAGCAGCGGCAGCUUAGACAGACCAUGACAAAAUUCUGUCAAGAGCAUUUGGCUCCGAAGGCUCAACAGAUUGACCAGGAGAAUGAAUUCAAAGGCAUGCGGGAGUUUUGGAAGAAACUUGGGGAACUGGGAGUUCUGGGGAUCACAGCUCCUGUGAAGUACGGUGGAUCUGCUUUGGGGUAUCUGGACCACGUGCUGGUGAUGGAGGAAAUUUCUCGUGCGUCAGCAGCUGUCGGGCUUAGUUAUGGAGCCCACUCCAACCUUUGUAUCAACCAGCUGGUGCGGAACGGCAACGAAGCCCAGAAGGAGAAGUACUUGCCCAAGCUAAUCAGUGGGGAGCACGUUGGAGCCCUGGCGAUGAGCGAGCCUAAUGCUGGAUCUGAUGUUGUGUCCAUGAAGCUGAAAGCAGAUAAGAAAGGGGACUACUUCGUUUUGAAUGGGAACAAAUUUUGGAUUACCAACGGGCCCGACGCAGAUGUUCUCAUCGUUUAUGCUAAAACAGACCUUAAUGCUGUACCAGCCUCCCAAGGUAUAACUGCGUUCAUCGUGGAGAAGGGAACCCCAGGUUUCAGCACAGCACAGAAGCUUGAUAAGCUGGGAAUGAGAGGGUCUAACACCUGUGAAUUGAUCUUUGAGGACUGUAAGAUCCCCGCUGAAAAUAUCUUGGGGACACUGAGCAAGGGAGUCUACGUGUUGAUGAGUGGGCUGGACCUGGAGAGACUCGUGCUGUCUGGUGGGCCACUGGGCAUCAUGCAAGCUGUUCUUGACCAUGCAAUUCCGUACCUACAUGUAAGAGAAGCAUUUGGACAGAAAAUUGGCCAGUUCCAGCUCAUGCAAGGCAAAAUGGCUGAUAUGUACACGCGGCUGAUGGCGUGCCGGCAGUACGUCUACAACGUGGCCAAGGCCUGCGACCGCGGCCACUUCAACGCAAAGGACUGUGCUGGAGUGAUCCUCUACUCAGCAGAGUGCGCUACCCAGGUGGCUCUGGAUGGGAUUCAGUGCCUCGGUGGGAAUGGUUACAUCAACGACUACCCGAUGGGGCGCUUCCUGCGUGACGCCAAGCUCUACGAGAUAGGGGCAGGCACCAGUGAAGUGCGCAGACUUAUCAUCGGCAGGGCCUUCAACGCAGCUUUCAAGUAACGUCUGCCAGGGAAAAAGGCAGCACCCUGACCACCAUGAGGCCUUUGACAGUAGAUACAGCAACGCACAACUCUUUUCUUCCUGUGAUUCUGGGAUCGUCACUUGUGGACUCUUUCCCACCUGCUUUGUGAACAGAUGCUGCUGGUCUGGGCUUGGGUGGAAUGAAUCAGUCUGUAGCAGGGAAGGGAAAAAAUACAUACUUCUUGUGAUCAGCCUGAUUCUCAGGGUUGCAGAGCUGAGGUUCAUCAAGGAGACGUGUUGCCAUCAAAGCAGGCUGUUGAGCAGUACAUCUGUACAAGAGGUGGCCACUGCUGAGUACAAACUCAAUCCAAAAAAGGAAUGAGGGAACAAUUUAGUUCUCUUUUUAAAACUGAGUGCCAUUAAAUAGCUAGCAUUUAGCAUGCUACCACUGGAAAGGGAAAUUUCCCAUUGUGACCUUGCAGUGGGAUUGAUAACUUCUGUUCUGGGGAACUCAGCCACCUCCGUGAUAUGGUUGGCGUUAUCGUGAAUGCUUGAGCAUCAUAGCUGCACAACCGGUGUGUUAGGUGAUGAUUCUUAAAAUCAUGUUAAAAUACCACAUCUGUUUCUUUGCAUACUUCCUUUCCUAUUCCUGCUGCUUCUCAAGAUAUUUCAAUGCAGCCCAAAGUCUUUGCUUCUCUGAUUGACUGCCUCCUGCUGAGUUAUUCAUUCAGAUGUGUCACCAUCCAUCAUUCUGGGAACAGUUAAAAUGUCAGACCUGUAUUGUGACAUCCAUGAAUGAAGCAGGCAGGAGGAGGCUGACUUUUUAGGCUGGGGUUAUUUGUUUUUGUUUGUUUCUUUUUUUUUUUUUUCCUGAAGAUUGUUGUGGGGUUUUUUUUGCAAAAGCGUGCAUUCACACUCCGCUGUUGGUUGGCUAGAGAAGUCAGUGAGCACAGCAAUAUCUGUGGGUGUCUUCAGAGCACAUUAUAUGCAGUAAGUUGAAGUUUAUCUAGCCUUAAUAAAAUGGUACAGUAUGCUGCCCGCCUUAAAGAGUGAAUCACACAGAAAAAUUGAAUGGUGUAAAUAUGACAGAAGAAUGAAUUAAACAGUUGCCAUAUAGGCAAAUUCCCAGAAGCUUAAUAUAAAGAACUUAAAGCUUUUUGUAUUAUUUGGUUGUAAUUGACAUCUAUCUGUACUAGGUGACAGUAGCCUAGUGCUGAAUUUUAAAAUACUACAGACUGAAGAAAAGCUCACCUUCCUGAAUUGCCAGGUAGGUCGCCCAAGUAUUUAUUUAAAAAAAAAAAAAAAAAAAAGGCAGAGCUUCAGUUCUUCUGGAGUUAGAAACAGCUUCUUAAUGGGGGCAGUACUUCCUUCCUAAACUUCAUUUUUAUUCAGCUCCAGUGGGAUCAUUCUGGAAGUGUCCCAGGGUUUAAUUUUCAGUCUUCACUCCUGGGUAAAGCCAGUGGAGAGGGGACAGAGGUGACAUUGCCUGUCAAGAAUAUCUCACUGAGUUGCACCUAGAAAUGUUUUGGAAAUAAGCUUUGUCUGGAGCAGACAUUUUAUAUUUUACCACCAAGUGAUUACAGAUGUCGUCAUCUGUACCUGCAAGUGACGGAACUGCAGAUGCUGCACCCCAGCCUGGUGUCCCUGUGAGAGCCUCGGGGCGGAAGUUUGCAGAUCUGCCGGAGUGGUUUGGUAGCAGAUCCUGCUGUGACAAGUAGUGGCAGUUGUGCAGCCCUUGUACCUCCGAGCACUGUGGUCUGCUUGCAUUUUUUCCAGCAAGCUGCGGCUGGAGCAAGUAUGCAGAAACCAGCGCUGCAGGGUAUGGCGCAGAGCUGUCUGCUCUCCAGGGUAAGUGCAGCUCCACAUCUCAGUAAAGAGGCAAACCUCAUCCGAGAGGUGGUGGGAGCACUUGCCAAGGAGGUGAGGAGUGCGAGCACGGUGUCUCAACGCGCAUCGGAAACUCAUAUCUUGCCUGCGUGUUCUGCAGCUCUUUAAUAUGGGAAUGAAUCACUGCAAUUUUCCGUGAAAACUCUCAAAAGCACAUUGGAGCUGAAUCAUUGUGUUAUGAUCUGUCUCCAGCCAGAGGAGCUUUUCUGAAAUGAAUGUCAGAGCAACAUCGGGAUGUGACGAGAUUCAGAUUGUUUAAAAAUAUAUAUUCUAGGCUGGAAGGGAUCCGCAGCUUUUUAAACCUGUACUCUAACACCAGAGAGCUCUAUUUUUUUAAUACAAAUAAUAAAUAAUGCCUUCGCUUUCUAGGCUGAUCAGC